This is a messenger RNA of Colletotrichum karsti, 1443 nucleotides long. RefSeq lists its product as uncharacterized. Bases 1 to 1443 code for a protein of 480 amino acids. Lineage: Eukaryota; Fungi; Ascomycota; Sordariomycetes; Glomerellales; Glomerellaceae. The record is from RefSeq and is a predicted model, not a curated record. The transcript is spliced from 2 exons.
AUGUUCGAUCAAUCCUCGGGACAGGUUUUCAAGGAGGCCGUGGCCGCGCGCCCUCCAGAUGCCUACGAAAAUGGCCGAGACUGGUCCAAACGGACUGGUCUGUGGCCACGCAGAGGUCGUGGCGGACAAGGCAGGAAAGGCGCAAGGUCGCUGGCCGAUAUGGCCAUGCAUCUCGCGGCAGAGAAUAUUGGGGACGUGACGGAGCAACAUCUCGCACGCGACGACUUGCCAAGGCGGUACUUGUGGAGGAUAUGGCGCCUGCUGGAGAACAGAGGUGUUUGUUUCCAGGCAUGGAAGAUCUUCUCAAAGUUCCUCCUCGCCGAAGAUGAUGAAAAGACGUUGAACCUCUAUCGCUACCGCCAGCACAUUUGUCAGCCGACCGAAAACCUCCGUCACUACCUAAGGCCACUCGCGUCUCCCGCCUUUGACUUCAUUGCACACCUCGUCAUCGCUGGCAACUGUUCUUUUGUCGAGAACGAGCUUUUGCCUCUCGCGAAUCUGAAGAAUCUCGGUAUCCUCGAGAUCAUCCAGCCAGCCGAUGAGCUGAGGACGGUCUUUCCCAACGUCGACGACCGUCUCAUCAGAGGCUGGUCGGAGAUGAAGGACCCGUUUCCAUUGCUGAGAAUUCUCAGGCUCUGGAGCGAUGAGUCUACGAGUUCGCAGUCUCUCAAAUAUGUGUCCAAGUUUCCGUCACUCGUCCUGUACGACGUCAACGCGGCGAGGGCUGACUGGACAGACGCUGGCGAAGCCGCUCUGGAAGAAGGCUGGGAGGUGGCAGAGCCAGAGCAUGGUCCGAACGAUUCUCUGCUGUGGUAUUUGAUGCUCUUUGACUCGGUCGAGGAGAGCAAACCACGGCAGUUACAGGGGUUGGCACGCAACAUCAACGAAGGGCUGAUGAACUUCUGCCAGGGCAGUAAUCAACCUAUCAAAUUCGUUGCGGGCGACACGGCGCCCUCUUUCCUCGACCACCUUGGAGACUCCGCCAAGAGGAAUCUGUCCAUGUACGUGGAUGUACCAGGGUACGAAGCUCAAACGUGCAAAGGCUUCCCAUUCGAGACCUGGGCGUUCUGGCUGUACUCUUUCAUCGGCCAACUCACGAAAGACGAGGACCUGAACAGAGCUGGCGUUGCUCCGGAGAAAAAGACCGUGUCCGAGGAGCUGGUCCUUCCGUCCAAGCCUCUCGCGUGUCUGCAGCUCGGUCAUUGCGGCGGCAAGCCUGGUAUCACCCCUGCAGUGUCAUAUGUUAGACGGGGGCUGUUCGCGACGAGGAGAUACACCUUUUACAGGACAUCGUCAGUCAACAGCAGACAGGAAUCCUCGCGGAAGCCGACGGAGGUAAUGAAGCCUAACGUGCAGCUUGGAAACGUCGAGACGGGUUUGAACCCGAAUCGGAAGAAGAGGCGAAGGCUCGAUGAUAUUUUGCAGUCGUUUUUGGGGUCUUGA